AUGAUGGCUUUCCUGGCGCUGCAACAGCUGCAGGGAUUUUUCCACCCGGUAGCCCGUCAGCUCUUCGUCUCCACCAUUGCGGCGAAGGUCGAUUAUGCCGUGUCAGCGCGAUGCUCCAUGCGAGAGGACAACAUCGUCGCCGCGCAAGUCACGCGGUCGUUCGAUCACAUCCCGCGGACCAUGACCCAAGCGAUCGUGGAGGCCGAGGCGAGAAAUGAGCCGACCGUCGCCCGCCCCCAAGCGCGCAUCAUCAAGCACUGGAUCAUCCGCCACACAUUGCCGUGA
Molecule: messenger RNA, 285 nt
Organism: Penicillium chermesinum
Lineage: Eukaryota; Fungi; Ascomycota; Eurotiomycetes; Eurotiales; Aspergillaceae
Exons: 1
Coding region: 1-285 (94 amino acids)
Source: RefSeq, a predicted model, not a curated record